Messenger RNA from Drosophila busckii, 5470 nucleotides. It is a transcript of the gene nompC, whose product is annotated as serine/threonine-protein phosphatase 6 regulatory ankyrin repeat subunit A. The transcript is spliced from 18 exons. Lineage: Eukaryota; Metazoa; Arthropoda; Insecta; Diptera; Drosophilidae. Bases 1 to 5289 code for a protein of 1762 amino acids. Gene Ontology annotation, cellular component: glycosylphosphatidylinositol-N-acetylglucosaminyltransferase (GPI-GnT) complex; membrane. Gene Ontology annotation, biological process: GPI anchor biosynthetic process; calcium ion transmembrane transport. The record is from RefSeq and is a predicted model, not a curated record. Gene Ontology annotation, molecular function: calcium channel activity; protein binding.
AUGUCACAGCCGCGUGGCGGACGCGGCGCAGGACGCGGCGCUGGUGGCGCUGGCGUUGGGCGCAAGACGCCCUCAUCGCUAACUGGACCGCCCGACGAUUCGGCCACGCCCAGCGAGCGCGCAACGCCUGCCAGCAAAGCGGAGUCGGAUCCCAAGGACGACAGCUCCAGCAAUGGCGACAAAAAGGAUGCCGACGGCUUUCCAGCGCCCAAGCCGCCCAGCGCGGGCGCCUCCAUACGCGACACGGCCAACAAGGUGCUCGCCAUGGCAAUGAAAAGCGAAUGGACGCCCAGCGAGGCGGAGCUCAAGAAGCUGGAGAAGUAUGUGGCCAAUGUGGGCGAGGAUGGCAAUCAUAUUCCGCUGGCCGGCGUACAUGAUAUGAAUACCGGCAUGACACCGCUGAUGUAUGCAACGAAGGACAAUAGAACGGCCAUAAUGGAUCGCAUGAUAGAGCUGGGUGCCGAUGUUGGUGCACGUAACAAUGAUAAUUACAAUGUGCUGCAUAUUGCUGCAAUGUAUUCGCGUGAGGAUGUCGUCAAAUUGUUGCUGACUAAACGUGGCGUCGAUCCCUUCUCCACCGGCGGUUCACGUUCGCAGACCGCAGUACACUUGGUGUCCAGUCGUCAAACGGGGACAGCAACAAAUAUCCUUAGAGCGCUGCUAGCUGCUGCUGGCAAGGACAUACGCUUGAAGGCAGACGGUCGUGGCAAAAUCCCAUUGCUGCUGGCCGUGGAGUCGGGUAACCAGUCCAUGUGCAGAGAGCUAUUGGCAGCACAAACGGCGGACCAACUAAAGGCAACGACGGCCAAUGGAGACACGGCCUUGCAUUUGGCCGCCAGACGGCGAGACGUGGACAUGGUGCGCAUUUUGGUUGAUUACGGCACCAAUGUGGACACCCAAAACGGCGAGGGCCAAACACCGCUGCACAUAGCCGCCGCCGAAGGCGACGAGGCGCUACUCAAGUAUUUCUAUGGCGUUCGAGCGUCUGCCUCCAUUGCGGAUAAUCAAGAUCGCACACCCAUGCACUUGGCUGCGGAGAAUGGACACGCACAUGUCAUCGAAAUUCUGGCGGACAAAUUCAAGGCGAGCAUCUUUGAGCGCACCAAGGAUGGCAGCACACUGAUGCACAUUGCAUCACUCAAUGGCCAUGCUGAGUGCGCCACUAUGCUCUUCAAGAAGGGUGUCUAUCUGCAUAUGCCCAACAAGGAUGGAGCACGCAGCAUUCACACAGCUGCUGCCUAUGGGCAUACGGGCAUUAUCAAUACACUGCUACAAAAGGGCGAGAAGGUUGAUGUUACCACCAAUGACAACUACACAGCUCUGCAUAUAGCUGUGGAGUCAGCCAAGCCAGCUGUAGUCGAGACGCUGCUGGGCUUUGGCGCCGAUGUGCAUGUGCGUGGUGGCAAGUUACGCGAGACGCCGCUGCAUAUUGCAGCACGUGUCAAGGACGGCGAUCGUUGCGCUUUGAUGCUGCUUAAGUCGGGAGCAAGUCCGAAUCUAACUACAGACGAUUGCUUGACGCCAGUGCAUGUGGCAGCAAGUCAUGGCAAUUUGGCCACCAUGAUGCAGCUGCUUGAAGAUGGCGGCGAUCCGCUUUACAAAUCAAAUACUGGCGAAACACCUUUGCACAUGGCCUGUCGCUGUUGUCAUCCGGAGAUUGUGCGUCAUUUGAUUGAAACGGUUAAGGAGAAGCACGGACCGGAUAAAGUUACGACUUACAUCAAUUCUGUAAACGAUGAGGGCGCCACAGCGCUGCACUACACUUGCCAAAUAACCAAGGAGGAGGUGAAAAUACCCGAAUCGGAUAAGCAAAUUGUGCGCAUGCUGCUCGAGCAUGGAGCGGAUGUCACUUUGCAAACGAAAACUGCGCUGGAGACCGCAUUUCACUUUUGCGCCAUGGCCGGCAACAAUGAUGUGCUGAUGGAGAUGAUUUCGCACAUGAAUCCCACGGAUAUACAAAAGGCUAUGAAUCGCCAGAGUUCGGUGGGCUGGACGCCGUUGUUGAUUGCCUGCCAUCGUGGGCAUAUGGAGCUGGUCAAUAAUCUUUUAGCGAAUCAUGCCAGAGUCGAUGUCUUCGAUACGGAAGGACGUUCGGCAUUGCAUUUGGCGGCGGAGCGAGGAUAUUUGCAUGUGUGCGAUGCGCUGCUAACCAACAAAGCUUUUAUCAAUUCCAAGUCGCGCGUGGGACGCACUGCACUGCAUUUGGCUGCCAUGAAUGGAUUUACGCAUUUGGUCAAGUUCCUGAUCAAAGAUCACAAUGCAGUCAUCGAUAUUCUGACGCUGCGCAAACAGACGCCGCUGCAUUUGGCUGCGGCCAGUGGACAGAUGGAGGUUUGCCAGCUGCUGCUGGAGCUGGGCGCGAACAUUGAUGCAACCGAUGAUUUGGGACAGAAGCCCAUACACGUUGCCGCCCAGAACAAUUACUCGGAAGUGGCCAAACUAUUUCUGCAGCAGCAUCCGUCGCUGGUGAAUGCAACCAGCAAGGAUGGCAACACCUGCGCUCAUAUUGCCGCCAUGCAGGGCUCCGUGAAGGUGAUUGAGGAGCUUAUGAAAUUCGAUCGCUCUGGCGUGAUCUCGGCUAGAAACAAGUUGACCGAUGCCACGCCGCUGCAAUUGGCCGCCGAGGGCGGGCAUGCGGAUGUGGUAAAGGCUCUAGUGCGUGCCGGCGCCAGCUGCACGGAUGAGAACAAGGCGGGAUUUACGGCUGUGCAUUUGGCUGCCCAGAAUGGACAUGGACAGGUGCUGGAUGUGCUCAAGAGCACUAAUUCCCUGCGCAUCAAUAGCAAGAAGCUGGGACUCACUCCGCUACAUGUGGCCGCCUACUAUGGCCAGGCGGAUACGGUUCGUGAGCUGCUGACCAGCGUGCCGGCAACGGUGAAAUCGGAAACACCCACGGGUCAGACUCUAUUCGGUGAAUUGGGCACAGAGUCGGGCAUGACGCCACUGCAUUUGGCAGCCUUUUCGGGCAAUGAGAAUGUGGUGCGACUGCUGCUCAACUCGGCGGGCGUUCAAGUCGAUGCAGCUACUGUGGAGAACGGCUACAAUCCGCUCCAUUUGGCUUGCUUCGGUGGACACAUGUCAGUGGUUGGUUUGCUUCUGAGUCGAUCGGCGGAACUCCUUCAAUCAACAGAUCGCAAUGGUCGCACCGGUCUGCAUAUUGCGGCCAUGCAUGGCCAUUUCCAGAUGGUGGAGAUUCUGCUCGGUCAGGGCGCGGAGAUAAAUGCAACCGAUCGCAACGGUUGGACGCCACUGCAUUGUGCUGCCAAAGCCGGCCACUUGGAUGUGGUCAAGCUGCUCUGCGAAGCGGGCGCAUCGCCCAAAUCGGAGACAAACUACGGCUGUGCGGCCAUUUGGUUUGCCGCCUCCGAGGGACACAAUGAGGUGCUGCGCUAUCUGAUGAACAAGGAGCACGAUACGUACGGACUCAUGGAGGAUAAGCGAUUCGUUUACAAUCUAAUGGUCGUAUCGAAGAAUCACAAUAACAAGCCCAUACAGGAGUUUGUGCUUGUGUCGCCAGCGCCAGUGGAUACAGCUGCCAAAUUAUCCAAUAUAUACAUAAAUCUCUCCACGAAGGAGAAAGAACGCGCCAAGGAUUUAGUUGCUGCUGGCAAACACUGCGAGGCAAUGGCUACCGAGCUUUUAGCCUUGGCAGCUGGCUCCGAUUCGGCUGGCAAGAUACUGCAAGCCACCGAUAAGCGCAAUAUGGAGUUUCUCGACGUCCUAAUCGAAAACGAGCAGAAGGAAGUCAUUGCGCAUACGGUGGUUCAACGAUACUUGCAAGAAUUGUGGCACGGCUCCUUAACCUGGGCUUCGUGGAAAAUAAUGUUGCUGCUUGUUGCAUUUAUCGUCUGUCCACCCGUAUGGAUUGGCUUCACAUUUCCGAUGGGUCACAAGUUCAACAAGGUGCCCAUUAUCAAGUUUAUGUCCUACCUCACUUCGCAUAUUUACCUCAUGACGCAUCUGAGCAUUGUGGGCAUAACGCCCAUCUAUCCAGUGCUGCGUCUUAGCCUGGUCCCCUACUGGUACGAAAUAGGUUUGCUCAUUUGGUUGAGCGGCCUACUUUUGUUCGAGCUGACGAAUCCAUCGGACAAAUCUGGAUUGGGAUCGAUAAAAGUGCUCGUCUUGUUACUAGGCAUGGCCGGUGUGGGCGUGCAUGUGGUUGCCUUUCUGUUUGUAUCGAAGGAGUAUUGGCCCACGCUUGUGUAUUGCCGCAAUCAAUGCUUCGCCUUGGCCUUUCUGCUUGCCUGCGUGCAAAUCUUGGACUUCUUAUCAUUCCAUCAUCUGUUUGGACCUUGGGCAAUCAUUAUUGGUGACUUGCUCAAGGAUCUGGCUCGUUUCCUGGCUGUGUUGGCCAUCUUUGUGUUUGGCUUUUCCAUGCACAUAGUGGCAUUGAAUCAAUCGUUUGCCAACUUUACGCCGGAGGACUUGAGAAGUUUUGAGAAAAAGAAUCGCAAUCGCGGCUACUUUAGUGACGAUGAUAUGCCCACUCCGCGACCUCCGCCUCCGGAGAAUUAUGUCGAUAGUCGCUUCAGCGAAUUCCGACGCAAGCACAAAGAUGAUCGACCCAUGACACCAUUUCUGGCCUUUGAGCGUCUGUUCUUCGCUGUUUUUGGACAAACAACCACGUUGGACAUCAAUCCCAUGCGACAUCUGCGUCCCGAGUGGACCGAGGUCCUCUUCAAAUUUGUCUUUGGCAUAUAUUUGUUAGUGUCUGUGGUUGUACUGAUUAACCUGCUAAUUGCCAUGAUGUCGGAUACUUAUCAACGCAUACAGGCCCAAUCUGACAUCGAAUGGAAAUUUGGCUUAUCCAAGCUUAUACGCAACAUGCAUCGCACUACAACAGCGCCAUCGCCGCUUAAUUUAGUUACCACCUGGUUUAUAUGGAUCGUCGAGAAGGUCAAGGCACGCAUGAAGAAAAAGAAGCGCCCAAGUCUGGUACAGAUGAUGGGCAUACGUCAGGCCAGUCCACGCACCAAAGCGGGCGCCAAAUGGUUAUCGAAGAUCAAGAAAGACUCUGUGGCCUUGUCCCAGGUGCAUUUAUCGCCGCUGGGCUCCCAGGCUAGCUUCUCGGCUGCCAAUCAGAAUCGCAUUGAGAACGUUGCCGACUGGGAGGCGAUUGCCAAGAAAUAUCGCGCGCUGAUGGGCGAUGAGGAGGCGCUUUCUUUGAAGGAUUCGGAUGCAGAGAGCGCUUCGGCGGAGGGUACAGCACAGGCUCCAGCACAGCGCAACAACAAAUACAAAAUGUUUUCCAAAUUGAAAAAGAAAUUGAUAAUGAAAUUGAACAUUUAGGUCCUCUUGGACUUUGCCUAUUGCCGAACUUCUUAGCAUUUUAACAUUUUAUAAUUAAGCUAAUAUUUGCAAUUAAGUAAAAUAUUCUAACAUUAUUUGAUACGCCUAAUUAAGUCUUUGAACGAAAUCUUCACGCAGACAAAAACCUAAAGAAAAUAACUAAAAUUUGUUAAGCUUUUGA